GUCACGUGACCCGUGUGGCUCCGUACAGUAAGGGCCCGGCAUGGCGGCGGCUCACGGGCGGUGAGAGAGGUUCCCAGCGCAGAAAUGCGGGACCCGGCCAGGAGGAGACGACGGCGGAGGAGGAGAAGGAGGAAGGGCAGGACCUGGGCCGAGGCCGCUAGGACGGUCUUGGAGAAGUAUCACAACACGCCCAUGAGCCAUAAGGAGAUCCUCCAGGUCAUUCAGCAAGAAGGACUCAAGGAGAUCAGCGGCACGUCUCCUCUCGCCUGCCUGAACGCCAUGCUCCAUACCAACUCCCGCGGGGACGAGGGCAUGUUCUACAAGGUCCCGGGCAGGAUGGGGGUCUACACGCUGAAGAAGGACGCCACCGACGGGGUGAAGGAGAUCUCCGACUGCUCAGACGACAGCAGCGACGCGCAGUCCGACUCCCAGGGCUCCGAGCACAGCAGCAGUAGUGGAAGCAGCGCCAGCAGCAGCGGCAGAGCCGGCACCAAGGAGCGCAGAAGCAGCCGCUGGCGACAGAAAGUUGCUCCCAGACUGUCUCAGCCGUGCUCUCCCCCGUCAGGCUGCCCGUCUCCCUCCAUCCCGGCCGGGAAAGUCAUCUCUCCAUCCCAGAAGCACAGCAAGAAGGCCCUGAAACAGGCUCUGAAGCAGCAGCAGCGGAGGAAGCAGCAGAGACGGCCGGGGAUUCCCAUCACCUCCAGCCAGCACCUCCUGCUGAAACCCGUGAAGCCGACCAGCAACCCCUCGCCUGCCAAACCCAGCGAGCCCCCCGCAUGGCCGGCCAAGCAACCCGAAGGGCCCCCGAAAGCCCCCCAGACAGUGGGGUCUGACCCAGCGGCGGCUGCCAAAGCCGGAGUCUCGUUGCCCGGGCUGGGGAGGAAAACGCUGCCGCGAACGGACAGGCUUCAGGCCCGGCACCUGAAAAGGACGCGCUGCGCGGAGAUCGACGUGGAGACGCCGGAGUCCAUCUUGGUGAAUACGAACCUGAGAGCCCUGAUUAACAAACACACGUUCUCGCUGCUCCCCGGCGACUGCCAGCAGAGGCUGCUGCUCCUCCUGCCGGAGGGGGACCGGCUGGUUGGUCCCGACAGUCAGAUGAAGCUGAACAGCUCGGCUCUUAAUAACGAGUUCUUCACAUCAGCGUCACAGAGCUGGAGAGAGCGUCUGGGGGAAGGUGAAUUCACCCCCGAGAUGCAGCUACGAAUUCGUCAGGAAAUUGAAAAGGAGAAGAAAGUCGAGUCUUGGAAGGAGCGAUUCUACGAGAGCUUCUACGGAGAGCAUUCUGGUUUGAGUCUAGAUGACCUCAGUAAGCUGACGGAAGAGACUGAUGAGACCUCUGAUCAGAUCCGGCCUCCUGAGAUCACUAAAUGUGUCCCAGACCCAGAGCCGCCGGUCGCUGCCCCGCCAGCUGGUACCGACCCGAACGCGGGAGAACCCGCCAAGAACGACAAAGCAAAGAAGCCUGAAACGCCAGCGGAUGCCGGAGCCGCGCUGCAGCCGGACGGAGGAAUCGGAGCGAGGGCAGGGCCUGUUUCUUCAUCAUCAUCAUCAUCAUCAUCCUCCUCCUCCUCUGAGGUGACCGGAGUAGGAAGCACCUCAGGCCCGGAGAUGGCAUCUAAGCUGCUCCCAUCAGCGAUGGAGUCCAAGGAGACGGACGAGCUGCGGCCAAGCAAACCAAAGAGCCCUGAGCCCACCUCGGCCCGGCCGACGCUCGCGGCCCAGGACGCUCCUCAGCUUCCAGAUCCGAGUCCCGGAACGGCUGCCGGCGCCAAGAGGAAGCUGGACGUUGGUGACCAUGGUCCGGUGGAGAAGCAGCCGCGCAUGACGGAGCCAGUCCGUGCCUUAUUCCGGCCCGUCACCCAAUCAGCGCCUAACGAUGCAGAGCAGAAAGCAGCGCUAAUCGAGGUCGCGGGGCUCUUCCCAAAGCCGUUUCCCGCCAGCCGGGUCUCUCCCAGGCCCGCGUUUCCAGUCGCCGCGUCGAGUCCCGGCAGAACCGGAGCGAGGACGCUGGCGGACAUCAAAGCCAAGGCACAGCUGGCUAGAGCACAGAGAGCCGCCGCUGCCGCCGCCGCUGCCACAUCUGCUGCCUUUGGAGCUUCUGUCCCAGGUCCAGGGCCCGGUGGAGGAGGGGGUCCGGGGGACCCGAGGAGGGAGCAGGCGGACUGCCACAGUCAGACCGAGGGCCGAGUACUGGACGUGGGAAUUAUUGGAAGCAGGAGAGGUGAAAGGGGAGCUGCACCCCGGUCUACCGGCAGCCUCAGGGAGGCCCCCAUUGCAGGGCAGACGUCGGCUGACAGUGCAGCACGAGCACAACUACUCCAAAAACCCAGUUUACAACCCAGAAUACGCACCUUGCAGCCAGAGCCGUCUGCCUUCCCCGGCAUCUCCUCGCUAGACGAGCCGAGUGCAGGUAAAGUGAUGAACCUGCCGCCCGGAAGAAGGCCCUCCGUAACAUCAGGAACGUUGGGUGUCAUUAAGGACUCUGCGGCCUCCAUUACAAGAGAAAUGAGAGAACCAUCAGUAACGCAGGGUGUCAUCGGAGUCACCGGACAAUCCCAGUCGCACGCCAUGAAGCCAACUGACAUAUCUCCGGGGGCCACAGAAACAUCUUCUGUCCCACAGCAAGUCGGCUUAACGUCCGUUCCAAAGCCAAACGCCGCCCCUGGGUGUUCUACAGCAUCGCAGGUUACGGGAAGGUCGGACCGGUCGUCUGCCUCCAGCACUCCCCACGUGAGAGCGGCCAGGCCGAGCGCGAGUAUCCCGGCCAACAACCCACUGGUGACUCAGCUGCUCCAGGGGAAGAAUGUUCCGAUAGUGAAUAUACUACCUAAGCCACCGACCAGGGUGGAAAUUCAGCCGGUGCCCGCGGCUGCCAAGGCGACGCCAAAUGUAACCACGGGAACGUCGACAUCCGGCUUGGAAUUAAACGAUCAGGUCUGCGCGGAGAGACAAUCGAAUACGCCGGCCCAACAGCUGGAGAGGUUCCUCAGCCAGAGCCGACAGCUGGCGUCCGGGCAGAGAAUAUGGCAGCUGUUCUCGGGCCAGGAUUACGGCAGCAGAAAUCGGGUCCAACGCCAGGAAGAAGAGGGCUGCGUGAGGCGAGAACAGAGCCUACAGUCGCUCAUCAAAAAGAUCCAACAGGAGAACUCAGGAACCGCGUCGACCCCGCCGGCCUUCGAUUCGAGUCACUCGAGUCUCCAGGGAGAAAACAUCUCGACCAGUCAAAGAUUCAUGCUGGGCUUCACUGGCCGGCGGACGUGUAAACCGGCCAUGUCCGGUCACUACCUGCUGAACAUAUCGACUUAUGGAAGAGUUCCGGAGAGGUUUAGGCAAACGAGCGCCAUCAGCCCUGAGAGCGGGAUGAGUUUAAAUGACCCCGACUACCCAGAAGACAGCGAAUCCGGGGACGAUGAGACGGAGUCCGGCGCGGAGAGCGGAGAGGAGAGCGUGGAGGACGCGGAUUCCUGCUCCGUUAACGUCUCCAAAAUAUUCUCCGCUCCCAAGCGUGAGCCGCCUUCCGACAACCGAGUGUCCGCUCACGGUCCAAACGCCGAGGCCGCUCCUACGCUCGACAUAAAGGAGACCGUUGAAGUUUUCACAAGAGGCGGCAUUUACGACGAAUCCAGCCUGGCUAGAGAGUUUAUCCAAGCAGCCCAGGCCAAGAUGGCCAACGUCCUGGGCGUGAAGAUAAAACCCAACGCGCCUGAGCUGUACAGGACGCAGCCCCCGGGCUCCCAGUUCCACCACCCUGACCUUCAGCCAGGUGCCCGGCCUUACGGGAGCCCCGCCGCUCUCCUCGGAUCCAGUUAUGGAGGCACAAUCAGCAUCUCCACCUCGACGGAUGUGAUGCACGGCUCGGCCGUCCCCGUAAGCGGGAAUCUGGGCUCGGCCAGCGCUGAUAACGUCGUGUCCUUCUCUGUGACCGUCACGACUCUCCCCUCCGGUCAUAGCGUCAACUCCGGCAGCUGCGAGCCGACGCUCUCCGUCCAGGCCUUCGCCGAGGACGACGACCUGAAGACCACCGCUUCCAAGUGCUACUGCCGCCUCAAAGCCAUGAUCGUCUGCAAGGGCUGCGGGGCUUUCUGCCACGACGACUGCAUCGGCCCGUCCAAGCUGUGCGUCUCCUGCCUCGUCGUCCGGUGAGAGCGCCGGAGUCCCGAGGAUUAGAGCGCAACUCGGGAGGGAAUCACGAUUUAAUCGGUUUAACCCUUUGCCGUGCAGCCACCGAGUUAGGUACUUUACAGGAGCCGCGUCGGCUUGGAAACUUCCGGAAACGUUUGCACUUAAAUCCUGUAAAUAGAUUUUUAAAGAAUUUUAAUACCUAAAA
Messenger RNA from Spea bombifrons (plains spadefoot toad), 4330 nucleotides. It is a transcript of the gene ASXL2, whose product is annotated as ASXL transcriptional regulator 2. The transcript has 13 exons. The coding region runs from base 85 to 4146 and encodes 1353 amino acids. Gene Ontology annotation, cellular component: PR-DUB complex. Gene Ontology annotation, molecular function: DNA binding; chromatin binding; peroxisome proliferator activated receptor binding. Lineage: Eukaryota; Metazoa; Chordata; Amphibia; Anura; Pelobatidae. The record is from RefSeq and is a predicted model, not a curated record. Gene Ontology annotation, biological process: animal organ morphogenesis; positive regulation of transcription by RNA polymerase II.